Toxoplasma gondii ME49 is the source of this 599-nucleotide messenger RNA. RefSeq names its product dynamin gtpase. Gene Ontology annotation, cellular component: microtubule; cytoplasm; membrane. NCBI's taxonomy places the organism in Eukaryota, Apicomplexa, Conoidasida, Eucoccidiorida, Sarcocystidae. The transcript is spliced from 2 exons. The record is from RefSeq and is a predicted model, not a curated record. Gene Ontology annotation, molecular function: microtubule binding; GTP binding; GTPase activity. The annotation marks the transcript as partial.
GGAUGAGAACUACAGAGGCGAACGGGAGAUGGGGGCGGAUGUUUGCGUUUUUUCAGACAUGUCUACCUCGGACGCGCUUCAGAUGUCUCGCCGCGUGGAUCCUCGCGGAGUGAGGACGAUUGGAGUCAUCACGAAAAUCGAUUUGAUGGACAGAGGAACAGAUGCAGCGAAGAUGCUCAUGGGCGAAGAAAUUCCCCUGCGACUCGGAUACACAGGAGUACGGAACAGGUCGCAGGCAGACAUCCGCGAGGGCAAGUCUGUGCGCGAGUGCCUGGAAGAAGAGAAGACUUUUUUCGCGACGCAUCCGACUUACAGGUUGCUGCCACCGCACCUUGUGGGUGUGCACUCUCUCGUGGACAAGUUGACCAAGGUUCUGUUCCGGCACAUCAAGAACUUUCUGCCGGAAAUCAAACGCGAAAUUUCCAGCAAAACUCGCGUCGUCCUCGACCGACUGCAGGAACUCGGCGAGGUACGCCCUCUCUCUGUCUUCUACAUUCCUACACAUUUAUAUACAUUUGUAUACACUCAAUAUAUACAUUCAGAUACAGUUGUAUAUAUGUACAUAUAUAUAUAUAUAUAUAUAUAUAUGCUUAUAUGCG